This is a messenger RNA of Aspergillus clavatus NRRL 1, 1428 nucleotides long. Its product is annotated as pyridoxal phosphate-dependent decarboxylase family protein. The record is from RefSeq and is a predicted model, not a curated record. The transcript has a single exon. Gene Ontology annotation, molecular function: carboxy-lyase activity; pyridoxal phosphate binding. NCBI's taxonomy places the organism in Eukaryota, Fungi, Ascomycota, Eurotiomycetes, Eurotiales, Aspergillaceae. Gene Ontology annotation, biological process: amino acid metabolic process. Bases 1 to 1428 code for a protein of 475 amino acids.
AUGGAUACCAAACCGAAUAAGUGUGCUGUGCUUUCACAAUUGAAUGAUGAAAUCAAUCACAUCUGGCCAGAGUUGCAACAUUUGUUCUACAAUCUUCAUGUCGUCAGCAACUCUAAAAUCGACGAGAUAAUUGUGAGGAAGGAAGAUGAAGAUAAGGUGUUGGACAUUGAAUCUCUGGCCGUCCCUACUUUCCCACAGCCGAUUUUGCAUGUCAUUCACCAAGCAUGGCAAAUAUUCGAUCACCGUAUUAGGACAAACCAUCCACUUUUCUUUGGAUUUGCUCCUUCGACUGCUAUGGAGUUGAGUUGGCUAGGUGAUAGCAUUGUAUCUGCAUUCAAUGCCCAUGUCGGGGGUAGGGUGGCUGGCUCUGGUCCAUGUGCGAUUGAAAACGCUCUGAUACAAUGGCUGGCAUCAAAAGUUGGAUUCCCUCUUCCUGCUGGUGGGAUCUUUGUCUCUGGCGGGUCUGUGGCGAACCUGUCAGCAAUGGUUGUGGCCCGUGAUCACUUACUCCCUUAUCGGGACUUUUCUCGAGGGAUGAUCUAUGCAAGCGAUCAAGCUCAUAAUUCUGUCAGCAAGGCAGCUAGGAUUUUGGGCUUCCCCAAAGAUAUACUGCGGAUUAUUCCAUCAGAUUCGUCCUUUAGGAUGCAUGUUGCCACUCUCAAGAGCAUGAUCAUUGCGGACAGGAGGAAGGGAAUGAUCCCGUUUCUGAUAUUCGCAACUUUUGGGACUACACAUACCGGGGCGAUCGAUCCUAUCGCCGACAUUGCAGAGGUAGCUAGGGAUGAGGGUUUAUGGCUCCAUGUGGAUGGUGCCUAUGGGGCGUCUGCUGCCUUAUUAGACACGCGUCCUGGCCUCACAGAUGAGUUGCAACAUGCACACAGCCUAUCAUGGGAUGCACAUAAAUGGUUAUUCCAGACAUAUGGCUGCGGGAUCUUACUUAUUAAGAAUAUAUCCCUUCUAGCAGCAAGCUUCGCUGUCUGUGAAUCAGGCAUUAUUAAUCAUGCAGGACGCAUAUUUGAUAAGGACUGUGAAUUCUGGGAUCUUGGAUUUGAAUUGACCAGACCAUCCCGGGCAAUGCGACUUUGGUUUACAAUGCGUGUCCUUGGGACAAAGAGGAUCAGUCAAAUUAUUGAAUAUGGACUAUCUGCUGCAGAAAUGGUAGAAACAAUGCUCAGGCAAUUCUCCAACUGGGCAAUACUAUCACCUGCAUCUCUGGCCAUUCUUUGUUUCCGCUAUCAGCUAGUCAAUCGAAAUGAACAGCAGCUAAACAAAAUAAAUUCAGAAAUCUCGAAGAAAUUGAUCUCUGACAAUGUGGCUGGAAUCUUCACAAUCCAACUUCAGGGGAAAAUUGCAAUGAGAAUGUGCUGCAUAACCACUUUUCGAAUGCCUAAAGAAGAACUAGGUAAUCUCAUUAUAAGCAAUGAUUGA